GACAUUGCAUUGGUCAUCGUUUGACUCAAACUAAAUAAAAGCCUCACAUUGUUGCUCAUAUUUGCAACAAUCAAACACAAAGAAAAAAGAAAAGAAAAUAAAAGAAAAGAAAAAAAUGAAUCCACUUGGUCUAAGUUCAAGAGCUUUUUGUUGUGUGGUUGUGUUUGUCCUAAUUGGAGGAGGGGUACCCUUUACAAAUGCACAACUAGAUCCUUCAUUUUACAAUACUACAUGUUCUAAUGUUUCUUCAAUUGUUCGUAGUGUCCUCUCAAAUGUUUCACAAUCUGAUCCAAGAAUUCUUGCUAGUCUCAUAAGGCUACACUUUCAUGACUGUUUUGUUCAAGGUUGUGAUGCUUCAAUUUUGUUGAACGAUACGGCUACGAUAGUGAGUGAGCAAACUGCACCAGGAAAUAACAACUCCAUAAGAGGUUUGGAUGUGAUAAACCAAAUCAAAACCGCGGUAGAAAAUGUUUGUCCUAACACAGUUUCUUGUGCUGAUAUUCUAGCCCUUUCUGCUGAAAUAUCAUCUGAUCUGGCAAAUGGUCCUACUUGGCAAGUUCCAUUGGGAAGAAGGGACAGCUUAACAGCAAAUAAAACCCUUGCAACUCAAAACCUUCCGGCUCCCUUUUUCAACCUCACUCAACUAAAAUCAAACUUUCUUAAUCAAAACCUCAGUACUACUGAUCUAGUCGCACUCUCAGGUGGUCAUACAAUUGGUAGAGGACAAUGCAGAUUUUUCACCGAUCGAUUAUACAAUUUCAGCAACACAGGCAAUCCCGAUUCAACUCUUAACACAACAUACUUACAAACGUUGCAAUCAAUAUGUCCUAAUGGCGGACCUGGUACAAACCUAACCGAUUUGGACCCAACCACUCCUGAUACAUUCGACUCAAACUACUACUCCAAUCUCCAAAAUGGCAAUGGCUUGUUUGAGAGUGACCAAGUGCUUUUUUCCACAAGUGGUGCUGAUACUAUUUCUAUUGUCAAUAGUUUCAUCAAUAAUCAAACUCUCUUCUUUGAAAAUUUUGUAGCGUCAAUGAUAAAAAUGGGAAAUAUUAGUGUUUUAACUGGAUCUCAAGGUGAAAUUAGAACACAAUGUAAUGCUGUGAAUGGAAAUUCUUCUGGAUUGGCUGUUGUGGUCACCAAUGAAUCUUCAGAAAAUGGCAUGGCUAGCUCAUUCUGAAUACAAGUCAACAUAAGGUGGAAAAUGUUAUUGCAAUGUGCAUGUGGUGGAUCAUUAUAAUUAACCUAUGUAUUCUAAAUAUAGCUCUAUAUUAUUACUAUUACUAUAUAAGAUAUAAGAUAUAUUCAGAGUCUUUUGGUUUUGUUGUGACUUGAUAUAUAUGUGAUAUGGACAAACUAUAUAAUCAUGAUUAUUAUUGCUUUUAAAUUUCAAUUUGUGUUUAUA
Molecule: messenger RNA, 1408 nt
Organism: Trifolium pratense (red clover)
Lineage: Eukaryota; Viridiplantae; Streptophyta; Magnoliopsida; Fabales; Fabaceae
Product: peroxidase 15-like
Exons: 5
Coding region: 116-1183 (355 amino acids)
Biological process (GO): response to oxidative stress; hydrogen peroxide catabolic process
Molecular function (GO): peroxidase activity; heme binding
Source: RefSeq, a predicted model, not a curated record